This is a messenger RNA of Camelina sativa (false flax), 1245 nucleotides long. RefSeq names its product B3 domain-containing protein REM7-like. The record is from RefSeq and is a predicted model, not a curated record. NCBI's taxonomy places the organism in Eukaryota, Viridiplantae, Streptophyta, Magnoliopsida, Brassicales, Brassicaceae. Gene Ontology annotation, molecular function: DNA binding.
CUUGGAAAAAAGAUUGUCUCUAUAAGAAACCCACCAAAACAGAGCCAAAAUUGGAGAAUACGAAGCGACUUCACAGCUUUAACCAUUAUUCAAGAAAAAGAAAGCUCUUCGUCAAUGGAAAAUGUUUCACCUUCCUCACCGAUCAAUCCACACUUCUUCCAGCCUCUUCUUCCUGGAUUCCACAGCUACCUCAACAUUCCCAUGCGUUUCUUCUUAAGGCACAUAGAUGGACCAACAAACGAGGACAAUGCGGUGGUGAAGCUGAGAUCGGACGUUUCUGAUAUAACCUGGCAAGUGAAGAUGGAAGGUCGGAGACUCACCAAAGGCUGGAAAAAGUUCGCCGCCAGCCAUGACCUCCGAGUCGGCGACAUAGUUGUUUUCAGACAUGAUGGAGGUUUGUUGUUCCAUGUCACGUGUUUUGGACCAAGCUGCUGUGAGAUUCAAUAUGAUUACGAUGAUGUUAUUCAAAUAUCCUCUGAUUCAGAUUCAGAGAAUAAUCAGAACAUAGCAGAUGAAGGAUCUUCAUCAGAUCAUCACUCUUGUUUUGUAGCACGUGUCACCGCAUCGAAUCUACGCAAAGAUAGUCUGUUUCUCCCUAGAGGUUUCUCAAGAUCUAAUGGUUUGAUGAAACGUAAGUGUGAGAUCAUUCUAUUGAAUGAAGAUGGGAUACCAUGGAAAUUGAUCCUGAGUCAUAAACCAGACGGCGAGGUUUACAUCAGAUUAGGUUGGAGAAGUUUCUGCUUCGAAAAUCGACUAAGAGUCAACGAUGUUUUAUCACUUAAGCUUGUGCAAACCGGUACAACACCUGUUCUCCAGCUUUGUUCUUCUUCUACGACGAGCCAAAACAGAUUCUUGACACUAACUCUCAAACCAUACAAUCUCAAGAAGUACAAACUAUGUCUACCGGGGACAUUUGUGAAGGCGAAUGGUAUCGAGAGAGCGAGGAAAAUAACUCUCGUGGAUCAAUACAAUAUCAAACGGACGACGAGUCUUAAACCGGACGACAAACAUGGAAAAAUGAGAUUGGGAAAAGAGUGGAGAGAGUUUUGUUAUGUUAAUGGAGUGAAUAUAGGUGAGUCCUUCAAGCUAGAAAUCAUCAAGGAAACAGAAGACACAGCUACUCAUCUACUUAAGUUCUGCUCCAAAGUCGUCAACUUUCCCUGAGUUUGUAUUGCUUUUGUAGAAUCUACCUAAAAUGUACUUUGUUUUGUGGUUUUGGCUGGUUUGUAACGAGGUUUUAGCAGU